Lotus japonicus is the source of this 1987-nucleotide messenger RNA. RefSeq lists its product as uncharacterized. Bases 1 to 1635 code for a protein of 544 amino acids. The record is from RefSeq and is a predicted model, not a curated record. NCBI's taxonomy places the organism in Eukaryota, Viridiplantae, Streptophyta, Magnoliopsida, Fabales, Fabaceae. The transcript is spliced from 4 exons.
AUGCAUAAGCAGCCGCCCCAGCACCCUAGCGGUACAACCGCCGCCGCUGCUCUUCUUGCCGUCGCGCCUCCCUUGCGCCGCCCCAUCACCACACGCGUGCUUCCGCCGCGUCGUAGCCCCUCGCGCCUCCGAUCACGUCCGUUCCCAACCGACCCGAUCGUGUUGCGUGCUACACCAGAGGUCCCUCGCAAGCACUCGCCGCACACCACCGUGCUCACCGCCUUGCCACCGCCGGCCCACUCCGACGUUGCCGCCCUUCUCAACAAGGAGCAAAUCGUCGUCCUCGCCGUCUCUCUUCAGCAGACCCGGCUGCAGCCCCACGAACCCGAUUUGGGUGUUUUGGGUCACACGACCCGUUUCUCUGUUACCGUUUCUAUGGCUACCUCCGACUCCACCAAUGGCUCUCCAACCGGCGACACCACUAUGAUCCCUACGCCCACGGAGUCGCCGUCCUCUUCUGCCAAGCCAGCUUUUCAUCCGGCCCUUGCUGUCACAAAUAUCAAAAACAACAUUCCUUUCAAACUCGAGAUAGACAAGGAUCAUUAUGCUAUGUGGGCUGAAUUGUUUGAGACUCAUGCUCACGCCACUCAGGUGCUCCACCACAUCAUUCCUCAAGCUGACAUGGAGCCUCCUGCGCGCACCGAUGCUUCCUAUGCCCGGUGGGCCACUCUUGACUCCACUGUCAAACAGUGGAUUUAUUCCACCAUCUCCUUUGACCUUCUCUCCACUGUUAUGGAGAAAGGUUCUACUGCUAUGGCUACUUGGAACCGUAUCGCUUCUAUGUUUGAGGACAAUCAGAAUUCGCGUGCUGUGGCUCUCGACCAGGAUUUCAUCUCCACUCGCAUGGAGGAUUUUCCUAGUGUUUCGGCCUACUUCCAGCGUCUGAAACAUAUCUCUGAUCAGUUGAGGAAUGUUGGCGCCCCAGUCAGUGACCAUCGUCUUGUUCUCCAGUUGGUCUCUGGUCUCACUGAGCCUUUUCGUGGUGUUGCCACCCUGAUCCGUCAGAGCGAGCCUUUGCCUCCUUUCCUCAAGGUCCGCUCCAUGUUGAUUCUAGAGAAAUCUGGUCUCGCCAGGAUGUCAGGUCCGACCUCUCAGACUGCUUUGCACACCUCUGCUUCCCGUCCACAGGCCUCCGUUGACGCCUCUCAGCAGCGCACCACCAACCGCAGCGAUCAGGGCCACUCCAACCAUCGUUAUGGGUCAGGGCAAAAUCGCAAUUAUCAGGGUGGUUCUGGUAAACCUAGGAAGAAAGGUGGCUCCCGUUAUCCUGGAUCAUCUGGCUCCUCUGGUUCCUCUGCUGCAUAUCCUCCACCCUGGCGCCCACCACCGCAGGCAUCCUGGAAUCCAUGGGGUUGGGCUUCUCCCCCUGGUUGGGCUCCUUCCCCUUGGGGCAUGCCUCCUUGUCCUUACCCCACAUCUCAGUGGUCGCGUCCCAUGGGUGUUCCGCAGCAACCCGGCGUUUUAGGUCCGCGUCCUCAGGCCUACACCGCUACUGCUUCUCCAGCACCCACUGAUAUCGCUGCUGCCAUGCACACCAUGUCCUUGACUCCUCCAGACACCACGUGGUACAUGGACACCGGCGCCUCGUCCCAUACUGCGGCAUCUCAAGACGGGGAUGCCUCUCCUGAGAUGUAACAGCCUCGGCGACCUCUACCCAGUCACUCGUUCCUCUCCCUUUGCUGGUCUUGCUUCUAGUGUCUGGCACAAUCGACUUGGUCAUCCAGCUUCCUCAGCUUUAAACCAUCUUAGGAAUAAUAAACUUAUUUUUUGUGAACCUUCGCGUUCUAGUUCUGUUUGUGACUCUUGUGUUUUAGGCAAACAUGUCCCGUUGCCUUUUCGUUCAUCUGAAACUAUUACUUUGAGACCAUUUGAUAUUUUGCAUAGUGAUUUAUGGACGUCUCCUGUUUUAAGUACUGCUGGUCAUCGUUAUUACGUUUUGUUUUUGGAUGAUCACACUGAUUUUUUAUGGACGUUUCCGAUUAGCAAG